CCAUCCUCUGGGCUCUAAGACCGAACUGAUCCAGUCCUUAUUUCAUUGCCGCUUCUCCCACGAUUACUUGCAAAGUACCAACGGACUCACCGGUCUCCCGAAUGAUAUGCAGAGGAAUAAGCGAGUUUGGGAUGAGUGCAGCUACUACAACCGAACUUUGUGUCAUGACCCGGAGUUUGUCGGCAACCUGUGCUCCAACUUUCCCAUCCAUUUAAUCAAAACGGUCCGGUUAAGAGUCAAGGAAUUAUCGGCGCUGAUAGAAAAUGAUCCUUUAAUAACCAAAGAAUGGAAAAUCAUUCAUUUGAUACGCGAUCCUCGCGGAAUCAUGGCUUCAAGAGCCGGCCUUGGUUGGUGUCAGGUCAAUCCAGCCUGCAACAACGUCAGUCGACUCUGCGCCGAGCUGGAAGACGAUGUGAAGUUGACAGAAGGUCUUGUAAAGCGGUAUCCGAAUCGGCAUUAUCUGUUGAAAUUCGAGGAUUUGACUAGCAACGUCGAGAUGGAGACGGACAAACUGUUUCGUUUCUUAGAAAUGCCUGUCACUGUCUCGACCAAAGCUUUUCUCGACAGUCACACCAAAUCAAACGACCAAAAAAUGAAGGAAGAUUUUCUUGACUUUGAGCACUCGACAAUUAGAAAAUCAGAUGCCGUGGCUAACGAGUGGAAAACAAAAAUGACCAAGAAAUACAUUGACAACAUAACAGAGAUCUGUGAACCCGUGUUGAAAAUGUUAAAACUAUUGUAGUACGCUAUAUAAUAACAUAUCCAUACCACCUAUGGUAAGUAACAGGAUAGUAAUAAUGACAUGUGAUAUAUAGACUUAUCUUUUAAUAAAAUACAUCAUUGAAUUGCAAA
This is a messenger RNA of Daphnia pulicaria, 852 nucleotides long. RefSeq names its product carbohydrate sulfotransferase 1-like. The transcript has a single exon. Gene Ontology annotation, molecular function: N-acetylglucosamine 6-O-sulfotransferase activity. The coding region runs from base 107 to 742 and encodes 211 amino acids. The record is from RefSeq and is a predicted model, not a curated record. NCBI's taxonomy places the organism in Eukaryota, Metazoa, Arthropoda, Branchiopoda, Diplostraca, Daphniidae. Gene Ontology annotation, biological process: N-acetylglucosamine metabolic process; sulfur compound metabolic process.